This is a messenger RNA of Quercus robur (English oak), 507 nucleotides long. RefSeq lists its product as uncharacterized. The record is from RefSeq and is a predicted model, not a curated record. The coding region runs from base 1 to 507 and encodes 168 amino acids. NCBI's taxonomy places the organism in Eukaryota, Viridiplantae, Streptophyta, Magnoliopsida, Fagales, Fagaceae. The transcript has a single exon.
AUGGACUUGGGGUAUGGAUUCUUCCUCACUCGCUUCUCAUUGCGAGAGGAUUAUGAAACCAUUCUGAAGAAGGGACCUUGGUUCAUUGGGGAAUACUUCUUAUCAAUCAGACCUUGGGAACCAGAUUUUCGUCCGACGAUGGCAAGUAUAUCCUCCAUUGCAGUUUGGAUAAGAUUGAACGAACUUCCAAUAGAGUAUUAUAACGCAGAAGCUUUACACCAAAUCGAUAAGUCGAUUGGUAAUGUCCUAAGGGUGGAUAUGCACACCACUUCUAAAGCGAGAGGAAGGUUUGCUAGGCUUUGUGUUCAAGUCAACAUGAAUAAGCCUCUUGUAACAGCCAUUUUGAUCAGAAAGUUCGAACAACUUGUUUGUUAUAAGGGCAUUCAAAAGCUAUGUUUCGGGUGUAGAAGAAUGGGGCAUAAACGUGAGCAUUGCCCGUACAUUAUCCGUCAUGAUUUGCCGCAGAGGACAGCGGAAAAAAAUGUAGAGGGUGAGCUAGUUGAGUGA